GAUGAGAGCAGAUGCUCCAGUGUACACACCACAAUCUCAGCAGCCUCAGCGAGCCUGGUUCGGCAACGCUGCGCGGGAUUUGCCCUGGACGACAGCACAACUGGCGGCAGAAGCUACGAGAGCUGCCACGACGCGCCAAGGACCAGUUGGAUCGGGUCGAAACUGGCAACCCGAGCUGCAUCAGACAGCUGCCUGUUGAAGCUCCUCGGUGACCUGCCGACAGGCAGGGAUUGCUUGAGUUUGAGUGGCGACAAAGGCAGUUGCCAGGAGCUGCAGCUUUCGGGCGAGCGGCUGCACUUCCGUAAGAUCGAAGGGGAUGGGCCAGAUGCGGGCUGGGUCAGUACGAGGCCCGAGUGGGUUUGCUUGAAUGCAGCUCCGGCUUGCUUUACCUUUCCGGGCAAUGGAGGUUAA
Molecule: messenger RNA, 411 nt
Organism: Symbiodinium necroappetens
Lineage: Eukaryota; Dinophyceae; Suessiales; Symbiodiniaceae
Source: the annotation of a GenBank genome assembly